Molecule: messenger RNA, 249 nt
Organism: Lodderomyces orthopsilosis Co 90-125
Lineage: Eukaryota; Fungi; Ascomycota; Pichiomycetes; Serinales; Debaryomycetaceae
Exons: 1
Coding region: 1-249 (82 amino acids)
Biological process (GO): mitochondrial respiratory chain complex IV assembly
Cellular component (GO): mitochondrial intermembrane space
Source: RefSeq, a predicted model, not a curated record
AUGAAACCAAGUAACGCUACAUUAAACAGCCCUGCCGCCAAUGGUGCUGAUGAAGAUGAACCAGAUGAAUGGGAUAAAAGAAUAAUUGAUACCGGUUGUCAUCAAGAGAAUUUGAACUUGCAACUAUGCCAUGCUGAUACUGGAGAUUGGAGGAAAUGCUUAAAGGAGAUGCAAGCAUUCAGAGCUUGUUGGGAGAAAAAUAAGAAUAAUGAAAGGACGUCUACUGUCGAUAAUCCCGAAAUGAAAUAA